Messenger RNA from Phascolarctos cinereus (koala), 3237 nucleotides. Lineage: Eukaryota; Metazoa; Chordata; Mammalia; Diprotodontia; Phascolarctidae. The record is from RefSeq and is a predicted model, not a curated record.
UUGACUCUGCCUCUGUCUUAAUGUCUCUCUGUCUAUCUGUCUGUCUAUCGCUCUUCACUACCACUCUCAAAUUCCAUCUGCUAAGCAUGGAGAGAGUGUGUGAUCGUGAACCUGUCACAGACCUGAUUAUAUAUACAUGUAGUUAUACAUACAUACGCGCACAUGUCUUAGCCCCCACCACACUCGACCCGCAGGUUGUCAGGAGGCCACUUCAGGGCAGAGACUGUGCCUCAUUUCACUUCCUCACCUUACCCAACAGCAGGCCAGUGACCUGCACAUCCCAGCCUGGUAGCUGACCACAUGACCGUUGAAUUGACCUCGCUUACCCAAUCCCUCCUUUGCUCUAAAGCCCCUCACCCUUUCUGUUCUACACUGGUUUGCACUCGUUCCAUCAUGCCACAAAAGGGUCUCUGAGUCCCAAGCCCUGUGUGACUUGUGUCGCCCACAAUAGACUGCAGGCAUUUUGAGAACCAGUCCAUGGGGAUUUCCCACACACUUCCCUGGCCUGUUACUCUACAAGGCAUAGUCUCAGGGAGUCGCCUGGGUCUCUAAGACGUCAUGUGACUUGCUCCAGGCACCUCAGUGACUUUGUCCUCCAUGGCCGGACUACUUUGGCAUUUAGGAUUUCUGGUCUUCAUUCGGGACUAGGCCAUGUCUAAAGCGGCCAGUUCCAAUGAAGACCCUCAGUGGGAAAGAACCUCUUGCUGUUCUGGAAUUGUGCUUCCGUUUACACCGCUGAUGAGACUCCACACAGAUUUGCUUAAACUGUGUGCCCUGCCCACAGCCCCAUUGCCUUGCAUCUCUCAUUAGGGAAGAGGCCACAAGCUACCAUCAUUUGCUCCCGGCAUGGUCCUCGCCUAGGUAGAAGAUUCACUGAAAUCAUUCCUACGAAUCCCUUUCACGCACACUGGCAAACUCUCCUACACGCUGGAUGCUGAAGCCUUCCAACAAAGCAGGGAGGUAGCAUUCAGGUGGGACACCUUGGGAUGACUUGGGAUCCCUCUGACACUGCAAUCAGGCUUGCCACCACGAGGACAACUCUCCUAGGGGAACCGUGGAAGGUUUUUGAGCAGAGCAAAACCACAACCAGAUGUAUGAACAAUGAAGAUGAGUCUGGCAUUGGCAUGCAAGAUGCGUUGGAUGGGGGAGAGUGUGGACUAUUGCAGUAGUCCAUGAGGAGCACAAAGAGAAGAUGCACAGUCACAGCAGGAACAGAGAGGAGGACACACAUGCAAGAUGCCUAGUCCAGGGAGGAGGGAACAGUCAGAGUUGUCGCGUCCGACUCUCCGUGAGCCCACCUGGGGUGUACUUGGCAGAGAUAGUGGAAUGGUUGGCCAUUUUCUUCUCCAGCUCAUUUUACAGAUGAAGAAACUAAGACUCAACACUCUUAUCUACCACAACCCUACCUGGCUUUUCAUACGGCCACAUCAGUCCCUGAAUAAUGCUAGAGACUCACCAGAGAGGGAAGGAGAAUAGUUUUGACUGGUUACAGGCUGAGAGGGAUGCUGACCUCUGCAAUAGCAGAGCUUAGCACAGUACCUGGAACCCAGUAGGUGCUUCAUGAGGACUUGCUGAUUGAUUGUAGAAAAGAAGACAGUCUUACUUGAUUACGAAAGGGAAGACAUGACUAUAAAGUUUCGUCCUUUCGAAAGAGUAUAAUUGUGUUCAGAAGUCAUGGCAUUUACAGCCAGAAGGGCUCCUUCCAUAGGCAAAGGCUCUCAUUUGAAAGGGCGAGUGAGCCCUGUGGCUCUCACUUCUGGCCCACAGCUGAGGCUGCAGCUACAUGUAUUCAAUGUGAAGGAGAUUCCCAGUUUGGAGGAGUGCAGAGGCAGAUUCAGGAGCUCACCCCAAAGCAGAGAGGAGAAGGAUCCUGCAACCAAUUAUCGAAAAUGAGUGCAGACGUCGAAAUGCGCAGUGAAGAGUUCGAUACCAAUCAAGAGGAAGUUGAUGAGAGGGCAGAGAAGCAAGCAGCAGGAAAGAAAGGAGACUACCAUCUUGGAGCUAAAGAACGAUCUUCAAACACAGAUAGAAGAAUUGAAAAGACAGAAAGAAGAAAGGGUACAAGAACAGAAACUACUUCAAGAACAAGAGCACAAAUUGUGUCAGAUUCUUUGUGUGCUCCCAUACAGCCUUGACAAUGACUCGGUACUCAGCAUAGAGGAGCUGAACCAGUUCAGAAAUCACCUGGCAGCUCUGGAGGAAACAAAGGCAAGGUGACGGAAAGAAUUUGUUAGCGCAAAGAAGCAGAUCCUACUCUGUAUGGAAGAUCUGGAUCACACUCCAGAAACGGAUUUUGAGAGAGAUGUGGUAUAGGAUGACGAGACUUUUUUUCUGUCACUGGAGAACAUAACAGCCCUAAAGAAUCUGCUUUCACAGCUAGAAAAGGAAAAAGCUGAGAAUGAAGUUGUGUGUAAAGGGCUACACUGUCGAAUCAGGGAACUUUGGCUCUGGUUACAAAUACCUACCCGGGAGAGAGAAGCUCUGGCCAUGUCCAUCACUGGGCCAAAGGCCAUGAUCAGAAAAGUGCUACAGUUAGAAGUGGAUCGGUUGGAGGAUUUGAGGAUUCAGAACUUGAAGAAAAUGAUUGAAGCAAUCAGGGUGGAGCUGGCACUAUAUUGGGAAAAAUGCUUUUACAGCCAACAGCAGAAAGCAGCCUUUACACAUUACUAUAACGAGAACUACACAGAGAUCUUGCUAAGGCUCCAUGAUGAAGAAAUUGUGAAGGUGAAACAAUAUUAUGAGCUGCACAAAGAACUAUUUGAAGGCAUUCAGAAGUGGGAAAAGAACUGGAGGCUUUUCUUGGAAUUUGAGAGAAAAGCUUCAGAUCCAAGCCGAUUUAGGAACCGUGGUGGAAAUCUCUUAAAAGAAGAAAAGCAUGGAGCCAAGCUACAAAAAACACUCUUUAAGCUGGAAGAGGAGUUGAAAACGCGGAUUGAAAUGUGGGAAAAAGAACAUUCUGAGACUUUUGUGGUGAAUGGCCAGAAAUUCACAGAAUAUAUGAUGGAACAGUGGAAGAUGUUUCAUUUGAACAAAGAGAAAGAAAAGCAGGAACGACAACUAAAGAAGAACCAAGAAACGGGAGCAGAGAUGUCAUAUAGCAGCAGAUCCAAAAUACCCUUCAAGAAGGAAGGACUCAGGCCUAAUUCAUCAGGCAAAGGCUACAAGAAAGUGCUGCUGGCCUCAUUUCUCUCUAUGGACUCAUCAAUGCAGCUGAAAGGUGUCAUCACACUUGUGUGA